Messenger RNA from Aspergillus mulundensis, 2850 nucleotides. Its product is annotated as coatomer subunit beta. The transcript has 5 exons. Bases 1 to 2850 code for a protein of 949 amino acids. Gene Ontology annotation, molecular function: structural molecule activity. The record is from RefSeq and is a predicted model, not a curated record. Gene Ontology annotation, biological process: intra-Golgi vesicle-mediated transport; endoplasmic reticulum to Golgi vesicle-mediated transport; intracellular protein transport. Gene Ontology annotation, cellular component: COPI vesicle coat; cytoplasm. Lineage: Eukaryota; Fungi; Ascomycota; Eurotiomycetes; Eurotiales; Aspergillaceae.
AUGGCGUCGUUUCUGGAAAAUUCAUACAGUUUAGUCCACCUGGACAACACUGCUGAUCAGCCCUCGCAGCAGGAGCUGAAGUUGCAGCUGGAAAAGGGCAAUGAUGAGACCAAGAUGGACACAAUGAGGAGGAUCAUUACGAUCAUGCUCAAUGGAGACCCCAUGUCGGGGUUGUUGAUGCACAUUAUUCGCUUCGUUAUGCCAUCCAAGAGCAAGCCCCUCAAGAAACUGCUAUACUUCUACUACGAGAUCUGUCCGAAGCACGACUCAAGCGGCAAGCUGAAGCAGGAGAUGAUCCUCGUGUGCAAUGGCAUUCGUAACGAUCUCCAGCACCCCAACGAAUAUAUCCGAGGCAACACUCUGCGAUUCCUUUGCAAGCUCCGAGAGCCCGAACUCAUUGAACCCCUCCUUUCUUCUGCACGCUCAUGCUUGGACCACCGACACGCAUAUGUACGAAAGAGCGCCGUAUGGGCCAUCUCGUCUAUCUUUCAACACUCGGAAUCUCUCAUCCCGGAUGCGCCAGAGCUCAUCCAAGCAUUCCUGGAAACGGAAUCCGACGGUACUUGCAAGCGCAAUGCAUUUGCGGCUCUUAUGUCUAUCAGCCACCAGGCAGCUCUCGAGUACCUUGCCUCUACCUUCGACAGCAUUCCCAAUACGGACGAGUUGCUCCAACUUGCGGAGCUCGAGUUUAUCAGAAAGGAUGCGGUGCAAAACUCUCAGAACAAGGCGAGGUAUCUGCGUUUGAUCUUCGAUCUUCUCGACGCGUCCACGAGUACUGUGGUAUACGAGGCUGCCACAUCCCUUACAGCACUUACAAGCAACCCGGUCGCCGUUAAAGCCGCUGCAGGGAAAUUGAUCGAGUUGAGCAUUAAAGAGGCCGACAACAACGUCAAGCUUAUCGUCCUAGACCGAGUGGACCAGUUACGGAUUCGCAAUGAAGGUGUUCUCGACGAACUCACGAUGGAAAUCCUCCGGGUUCUCUCUAGCCCAGAUAUCGAUGUGCGAAGGAAGGCUCUCGGUAUUGCCUUGGAAAUGGUCUCGAGUAAGAACGUGGAGGAGAUUGUGAUGCUAUUGAAGAAAGAGCUCUCCAAGACUGUGGACGAACAAUAUGAAAAGAACAGCGAGUACCGGCAACUACUCAUCCAAUCGAUUCACAACUGCGCUAUCAAGUUUUCGGAGAUUGCUGCUAGCGUUGUCGACCUGUUGAUGGACUUUAUUGCCGACUUCAACAACAACUCCGCUGUCGACGUGAUCUCAUUUGUCAAGGAAGUAGUCGAGAAAUUCCCCAAGCUUCGUGCAUCCAUUGUAGACCGGUUGGUCUCUACUCUGAGUGAAGUCCGGGCAGGAAAGGUUUACCGUGGUGUUUUGUGGGUCGUUGGUGAAUAUUCGCUUGAGGAGAGGGAUAUUCGUGAAGCAUGGAAGAAGAUUAGGGCAAGUCUCGGAGAAAUCCCCAUCCUGGCUUCGGAGCAACGUCUUCUCGAAGAAGUACCUGAAGACACCUUGCCUAAGGAGCAGAUAAAUGGCCACAAGUCGGCCCCGAAGGUGUUGGCAGAUGGUACCUAUGCAACAGAAAGCGCCUUGACCAGCCAGUCUGCGGCUGCCGCUCGUCUACAGGCAGUCAAGGCGGCGCAGAAGCCUCCUCUGCGCCAGCUAAUUCUGGACGGCGACUACUACUUGGCUACUGUUCUUUCUUCCACAUUGACCAAGUUGGUAAUGCGACAUUCCGAAGUCUCUGAGGAUUCUGCUCGGACCAAUGCCCUGCGCGCUGAAGCUAUGCUGAUUAUGAUCUCCAUCAUCCGCGUGGGUCAAUCGCCAUUUGUCGCUGCCCCGAUUGAUGAGGAUUCAGUUGACCGUAUCAUGACCUGUGUCCGUUCUCUUGCUGAGUUCUCCGAGAGGAAGGAGCUGGAGACGACGUUCCUCGAGGACACGCGCAAGGCGUUCCGCGCCAUGGUUCAGGUCGAAGACAAGAAACGCGCCGCGAAAGAAGCUGUGGAGAAGGCUAAGACUGCCGUUCAGAUCGAUGAUGCCAUUCCGAUCCGGCAGUUCACGAAGAAGUCUGCUCUCGAGGGCGCAGAGGAGAUUGAGCUCGAUCUAGCCAAGGCCACAGGAGGUGACUCUACGGUGGAAACCGUGUCGUCGAAGUUGAGCCGUGUCGUGCAGCUCACCGGUUUCUCAGAUUCCGUGUACGCGGAGGCAUAUGUUACAGUUCAUCAAUUCGACAUUGUUCUAGAUGUUCUCCUCGUCAAUCAGACCGUGGAGACUCUUCAGAACCUGUCCGUCGAAUUCGCCACAUUGGGAGACUUGAAGGUCGUAGAACGGCCGACUACUCACAACCUCGGCCCUCGUGACUUCUUGAACGUGCAGGCUACAGUCAAGGUGUCAUCAACAGAUACAGGUGUCAUCUUCGGUAACAUUGUGUACGACGGUGCUAGCUCGACAGAAACUCACGUUGUCAUUCUCAACGACAUCCAUGCCGACAUCAUGGAUUACAUCCAGCCCGCCCACUGCACCGAAACCCAGUUCCGAACAAUGUGGACAGAGUUCGAAUGGGAGAACAAGGUUAACAUUAACUCAAAGGCCAAGACUCUCCGUGAGUUCCUCAAGCAACUCAUGGAGAGCACUAACAUGGCGUGCCUCACGCCCGAGGCGUCGCUCACCGGCGACUGCCGGUUCCUCAGUGCUAACCUCUACGCUCGAAGCGUAUUUGGUGAGGAUGCUCUAGCGAACUUGAGUAUCGAGAAGGAAGGAGACGACGGGCCGGUCACUGGUUUUGUCCGGAUACGAAGCCGUUCUCAAGGGCUGGCUCUCAGCCUGGGCUCACUGAAAGGCCUCAAAGCCUCGACGGCAUGA